Panicum virgatum (switchgrass) is the source of this 1482-nucleotide messenger RNA. Its product is annotated as trihelix transcription factor ASR3-like. The record is from RefSeq and is a predicted model, not a curated record. Bases 347 to 1429 code for a protein of 360 amino acids. The transcript is spliced from 2 exons. NCBI's taxonomy places the organism in Eukaryota, Viridiplantae, Streptophyta, Magnoliopsida, Poales, Poaceae.
CUCAAGAUGCCCAUGUGAUUCUACAAUCUACUGCAAGCAUGAAGUAGUUAUUGGUGGUACUUCACCUCCCCUCAUCGUGCAUGCGACCCUCAUCAUACAUACAUCUUCCACCAACAAUGGCAUCACUAGGCACCACCUAGCCAGGAGGUAGGAGUUCUUCAAAAAAAAAAAAAAGCCAGGAGGUAGGAGGUCAUGGCUUCCCCUCCUCUUGUGACUUGUGAGAUCUCAGCAUGCCAUCACAUCAAAUAACACACUGAUCUCACCACCUUCCAGCUACAAAAUAGCUUCACAUCUCAGCACCGCAAAGCUAACACCACCACUCCACCAGCAGAGUGAGGCAGCAGCCAUGGACGGUGGCUCCCGUGCCCUGCUCAGCCAGACGGGAGACGAGCAGUCCAGGAGCGUCGUCAUGGCCGGCGCCGGCGCCCUGACGGUGGCGAGGGACUACCGGAGGGGGAACUGGACGCUACCGGAGACGAUGCUGCUGAUCGAGGCCAAGCGGAAGGUGCACGAGGAGCGGCACCCUGGGGACCAGGGCCUGGCGCGGUGGCGCUGGGUCGAGGACUACUGCUGGCGCGCCGGCUGCCGGCGCAGCCACAACCAGUGCAACGACCGCUGGGACAACCUCAUGCGGGACUACAAGAAGGUGCGCGCCUACGAGUUGGCCGGCGCCGGCGCCGGCAGAGCGCCCAGCUACUGGGCGAUGGGCAGGGCGGAGAGGAAGGAGAAGGGCCUCCCGAGCAACCUCCUCCGCGAGAUAUACAACGCCAUGGGCGAGGUCAUCGAGAGGAGGAUAAGCUUGGGCGGCUGCGGCGGCAGUGGCGGUGGCGCUGGCGGGGCGUCCUCCAGCCUCCUCGACGUCCCCAUGCAGGCUUCCCCGCUCGCCCAAUUCCUACCCCGAUCUCUACCUCCUCUAGAACAAGAGACGCGGCAUCACGGGUACGGCGUGGCGCAUUUCAGCCCCGAGUCGCCGGAGAGGAAGAGGAGGCGGCCAUCGCUGGACGAGCUGCGGCCAGGGACAGGGAGCAGCAUGCCACCAGCGCCGGGACCGCACGUCCACCGUCAGGAACAAGGACGCCACCACCGCGAGGACGACGACGAUCACGGCCGCGACGGCGAGAGCUCCGAUUCCGAGCGCUCCGACGAGGAGGAGGAGGAGGUCCUGAGCGGCGCGAUCGGUCGGUGCGCGGCGAUCCUGUCGGAGGCGCUGGAGAGCCGGGAGGCCGCGGAGGAGCGGCGGCACCGGGAGGUGAUGGCCGUGGAGGAGCGGCGCGGGCGCGCGCUGCAGGCGCGCCGCGAGGCCGGCGAGCAGUGCGUGGCCGGGCUGGCCGCGGCCGUGAACCAGCUCGCCGGGUCCAUGCUGGCGCUCGCCGCCGCCAAGCACAAGGACAAGGGCGGCGGCGGCGGCCCCGCGGCGCCCCCCAAGUGAGGCAGGUCCUCCCGUCUCGCAUGAUGACGCCGCCGUGCCCGAGCAUGCGGCCG